This is a messenger RNA of Lentinula edodes (shiitake mushroom), 2423 nucleotides long. RefSeq names its product Alpha/Beta hydrolase protein. Gene Ontology annotation, molecular function: hydrolase activity. Bases 374 to 2368 code for a protein of 664 amino acids. The transcript is spliced from 8 exons. Lineage: Eukaryota; Fungi; Basidiomycota; Agaricomycetes; Agaricales; Omphalotaceae. The record is from RefSeq and is a predicted model, not a curated record.
GAACACACUAUUCUCCUGCGACCUACGGUAAAGGAGGUGGUCAGUCGAGGUGAUGACUAUUGAGAUAUCAGCAUGUGUUUGUACUGGACUACUCCGCCUACAUAUUUCGUGUAUUUCAUUCCACAUUUUUGACUAAAGCGACCAAUGGAAGGGGUGAUACUUGUCUGAUACGCGUGUGAUCAUACAUCCCCGGAUCCCGGACCUUCGGCGUAUAGCCCCACAUUAUCUGAACACAUCCUAUUACAGUAGUGUCUAAUGUUACUCUGUUAUUACCCCACCUCUAUGGCAUAAUUGUUGUUCCUUCUUUCAUGUGCUUAGCCACAUACUGGACCUUUGCCUCAAAUAUUUUCAUCAGUUGCUUUUGUUUUCCCCAAUGUUACUGUGGCCAUUCUCGUGGACUAGAUCCGUUCCUCCUCUUCCACCGCCAGAGGUAAAACAUCUACACGAAGAUCCACAAUCCCUUUCGUCUAUCCUUCUUCAUUAUACAACCCCCGGAGUUGCACCACCUUCAGCUCGGUCAGAUCCGAAACUCAAACUUCAAGAGCGUCCUCCAGUUCGGUUCUGGUACUUGUGGAAGUACGGCUUCGUUGCAGCAGUUAAGGCAACCGAGCUUACUGGAGCCGUCCUCGCACAUCAAAUAUGGGGUCCGAAGAAAAAAUCAUGGGGAAUAGAGAUGACCAUACUCAACAGUCUCAUGCAGGGCGUCAAUCGCCACAGUCAUCUCGUAGACAUUACCACCAUCCGGUUGCUAAUGGGUCUUGCGGGACUGGUGCCUCUCCCUUCCGAUGCCCUAGUAUCUCCAGUCACAUUCAACGUUCGCAAGCGCAACUUACGCGGCAUACUGGCGGAAUGCGAUCAGAAAGAGACAGGGAAUCGAGAGCUGACGGGAGAAUGGGUGGUCGGUCGGCGAACAUGGCAAUGGAAAAAGGCGCGGAUCUCCAAUGAGAAGCUAAAGAAGAGGAAAGAGAGGGUGAUCCUUUAUAUACAUGGAGGUGCAUAUUAUGUCUCUUGUGCUGCUGCUCAACGAACCAUUACUAUCCCACUUGCGAAAUACACCGACGCGAGAGUCUUUGCCUUGGACUAUCGUUUGGCUCCCGAAACUCGAUUUCCUGGACCGUUACACGACGCUGUCAGCGCUUAUAUGCGUCUUGUCGAAGAUCUGCAUAUUCCACCUUCGAGUAUAAUAUUAGCAGGAGACAGCGCUGGCGGAGGAUUAACCCUUGCACUGUUGAUGUACUUGCGCGACAAUGAAUAUGAAUUACCUUCAGCGGCGAUUCUCAUGUCUCCAUGGGUCGACUUGACCAUGAGUUGUGAAUCCUGGGACUCCAACGAACCUUAUGACAUUAUUCCGAUGCCUGCACCAGAUGAUCAUUUGAAUCCCGUCGCACUCUAUCUUGGUGAUAACAUGGAACAAUUCAUGACCCAUCCUUACGCGAGUCCCUUGUUCGGAGAUUUUACUGGCCUUCCGCCAUUGCUUAUACAAGCAGGAGACUCGGAAGUCCUGAGAGAUGAGAUAACAUUGCUCGCUCACAAGGCCUCUCUAGCUGGGGUUGAAGUGCGGCAUGAACUGUACCAGGACGCUAUACAUGUUUUUCAAUUAUACCCAUUCCUUGAUGCCACAUCUCGGUCGUUCGCCUCUAUCCGCGAGUUUGUUCGGAAAUUAUUACCUCAAAUUGGAAGCGAAGUACCUGAUAAACUCGGCGAACAAGCCGAAAAGGUUAUUGGGAACGAGAUUGAGAGUGAGAGAGCCAUUUUGGUUGGAGGAGAUGGACAGCAAACUGCGUCAGGUAUAGAAGAAAUGGAACGGAAUAUUGACGCAGAAGUGCCUACUUCCACGGAUUCCAGUAGCGAUACAGAUGAAGAGAAUCGCAUUCGCAAAACCCCUAAGGAACUUGCGAGUUGGAGUCGUCGUUCCUGGAUGUUGUCGCCGUUUUCCCUGUUGUCACUGUCUGUUGCACCAGUACCUUCUAAAACAACUCGGCGCCGUGCGGACACUUUACCUUCCAGUGCGGCUUUCUCCGAUCCCCGUAGAUUGGCUGUCGCCCCACCUCAAAAACCUACACAGUCCCGGACGAGGUCGCAAACACAUAUCCCUCAACCUGGUCUCAACUCAAGGCGGUCUGGGCUUCCGCCCCGCAUAACUAUAGCGAAUAACAAGGUACCACAUCCAGGACCAUCAACCCUCCCGAAUCGGACUUUCAUGCGCAUGACCCCUCCUUGGUCCACUACAGAUAGUUUACCACCUUCGCCAUCUAUUCGUCGUUCAUCAAGAGCGAGUAGCCAUCAAGAUCUGUCUUCUCUUGUACAAGACUGGGCCAGCACAGGCCCUGCUAAUCGCACGUUCAUAUAUCCUCUUUCAGGCUCAUGAACACCACCUGCCAUUUCUCCUGCUUCUGUGAUUAUAAAUUGUAUCGCAAUAAUGA